Molecule: messenger RNA, 5012 nt
Organism: Aedes albopictus (Asian tiger mosquito)
Lineage: Eukaryota; Metazoa; Arthropoda; Insecta; Diptera; Culicidae
Exons: 2
Coding region: 1122-2108 (328 amino acids)
Source: RefSeq, a predicted model, not a curated record
CACCAGUCUGUCCCUGACUUUACUGUCUGCACGGUGACGCGCUAGACCUGUCCGUCCUUUGCUCUGACUGCUUGAACCACUCUUCCUCGCGGCCAACAGUUUCUGGAGAGAGUACCGUCCACAAUCUGCACCAGAUCGCCUUCCAGGAUGGGUCUAACGGGCUGAAACCAUUUCGUCCGACGUGUAAGCGUGGGAAGAUAUUCCGCCACCCACUUUUUCUAGAAGUUGUCUGCGUACAGCUGUGCCAUUCUCCACGAUCUCUUCAGUACAGCAGGUCUGUCGUCAAACGUGCUCGGGGGCUUACUCCCAUUAGCGGACCCUAACAGAAAGUGAUUUGGUGUUAGGGGGGUUCGGUGUCAUUGUCUAGCGGUAUGUCAGUGAGCGGUCUUGAGUUCAGGAUCAUCUCGACUUCCAUCAGCAUCGUUCGCAGAAUUUCGUCCGAUGGGAGGCGGGGAGGGUCGAAAUCGUUCAUGGUCUUCUUGCCUGACUGAAUCAAACGCUCCCAGCAGCCUCCAAAAUGCGGUGCAGAUGGCGGGUUGAACGUCCACUUGGUAUCUGGACUGACAAACUCGGUCAUGAGCUUCUCUUCGUUGACGUGCUCCAGUGCCUCGCGCAGCUCUCGUGAAGCUCUGAUGAAAUUCGUUCCUCGGUCGCUGAUAAUCUCCAACGGUGCGCCUCUUCGUGCUAUGAAGUUGCGCAAUGCCAGAAUGCACGAGUCUGUCGCAGGGAUUGGCGGCAUCCACCGUGCGGUGCGAAAAAAGCGUGUGCUUCACACAAUCGCAAGUGCUCGUCUCCCGUUUUGCCGAGAGACAAGAGACGUAUGAGUGAGAGCUUUCGUAAUUGUGCGAGAGACAAUCGCAGCACUAGCUCUACGGCGCAGGGAGUAAUGCACGGUGCUUGGGACUGCGCUUGUCUCCAAACAGAAAAAAAUCAAUUAAUAAAUUAAUUGAAGAGUUUGUGUUUUCGGCAAAGUUGUUGCUUGUUUGGGUUGACAAGUGAUGGGUCGUUUGAUUCGAAAUUUUUCCAAUCGUGCGUAGUAUCAAGCCAAGUGCCAGUUGACAGCCUACACUCGUAGCCUUCAGACGUUUUCAUCAGAACUCCCGUGCUAUUAAUUCGGUGAUAUGAGUGGUUUUAGAAAAAAUACACUAAUUGUUGAUUUUAGUGUUGUUCCCGGGCGACCCGAUGUUCGCAAAGUCGAACACUUUCUAGAAAGUGAACUGCAGUUAAAUCUUUCUGAUGUGAAAAGUAUCCAGUUGCACAACACGCGCAACUGUGUAUACAUUGAAAUGGUGAACCACGAUACGGCGCUGCGCUAUGAAAAAGCGCACAACAUCAAGCGGGCCUUUGUCUGGAAAGACAAACCGUUUAAAAUCCCGGUAUAUGUGGACAGCGAGGCAGUGACUGUUCGUGUGCAUGACCUGCCCCCUUCUGUCCCCCAUACCACUGUCGCUAACUUCAUGAAGAAGUACGGAGAUGUUUUUUCUAUCCAGACGGAACGAUGGAAGAAUUAUUUUGUCGGCAUACCGAACGGGGUUCGAGUGCUAUUGAUGCGGAUCAAACACCCGAUCCCUUCAUAUCUCACGAUAGCCGACGAGAUCUGCUAUGUGGAGCACAUGCACCAAAUUAGAAUCUGCAGGUGGUGCUCCAGGCCGGUUCAUCCCAAGCAGAGAUGUUUGGAAGCGACCGCACCACAACCCGAAACAAGCACAACAGCAGCAGCAGCAACAGCUCAAUCAAGCGAGCAAAUAUUCUCCGACGCCGAUUUCCCACCGAUGAGCAGUAGUCAAUCGACCCCAUCCUCCCCUGGAGUAGGUGAAACGUUCAUCGAAAUAGUGGCGAGAAGUAAGCGUGCGCUUAUCGAGCAAGAACAAAAAACAAUUGUGCCUGCAAACCAAGCCGACCAAGUAGACCAACAGAGCACGAAUGGAGACAACGACGACGACGAGGACGACGACGGACACGACAGCUCAUCUUUACCAUAUGAGACCAAUGACGGAACCAACAAACGGCGGCUGUCAACCAAGCGCGCAAAGGAUAAGAAGAAGUUAUGUGGUACUCAGGAAUUACAGAGUGGCUGUGAUUCUAUUAGUUUAUCUUUUAAAAAUUAAAAUGGUUUUAUUGGCCUCGUAAAGCCUUUGGGCGUCUAGGCCUUUCAAAUAAAGAAAUUGAUAAAAAAAAAGCCAAGUGCCAAGCACGGAGACAAGCACCGAGAGAGUGCAUACGACAGAGCGUGAGAAACAGGAGAGCUCCAGCGCGCGGCAAAGUAAGCGAGCAACACACAACCGAUUGCGCGUACUCGUCUCCUUCUACACACUAAGAUUCAGAUGUUCCAGCUCAGUAAUUUUUCCACUGAGUUCAGUAUUUUUUCCAUCUUUUUACUGAGUUUUCAACAGCAGAUUUAUUUCGGUACACUCGGUAAUCGUAUUUACCGUUCACCAGUAACGAUAUUUACCGUGCUUCAGUAACUUUUGACAGUUUGUGAGCUGAGCUCGGUAACUCAUUUACAGAAUAUCCGCAAAAUAAAUAACCGAGCGUACCGAGUUAAAUCUGCUGUUGAGAACUCAGUAAAAAGAUGGGGAAAAUGCCGAGCUGAUCUUAGUGUGUAGUUUGUUGUGCUGUCUCGUAGCAGAGUGUGCGGCACGCAAAGAGUUUUGAGUCGCACCCUAUCCCUGGUCUGUCGUCAGCGAAUGUGCAACCUCGAUGUGUACACCCCUGGUUGUCAUGCAGAUGAGCAGAACUCCCCAUCGUUUUUCGGAUCGUCUGCCGACUAGCACUGACAUCGGCUCGAAGUAAUCGAUCCCUGUGUAGGAGAAUGGUCGUUGAAACGCUGCUAAUCGGGCAGGCGGUAGAUCUCCCAUUGCUGGGGGCUGCGGUCUUGCUCGGCGAACUUUGCAACGUUGACAGUUUCUGCGGACGCGAUCGAAUUCUGUUCGAAGACAAGGAAUGCCAUAUUUCAGCCGUAUCUGGUUCAGUGCCGUUUGGUGAUUUUGAUGUCGGCAUGUCGCGUGGUAGUCAGCAAUCACCAAGUUGGUCACGUAGUUUUGCCUCGGGAGUAGAAUUGGAUUCUUGGCAGAUUCAUCUACCCAUUCGCAGGCAUUGAUCCGUGCGUUGCUUCUUCCAGUAGAAGGCAAAUAGGGAUCAUCUCGGCUUGGUCAUCACAUACGGCGUCUGACGAGAUAGUUCGACACGUAAUCGAUACACGCAUCGCCAUCAGCCUGAAUUUACGGUUCAGCUUAGUGCGAUUGCUUCCAGUCGUCAAUGCCACCAACUACGCUGGGCCUGCGUAUCUCAUGAUGGACGAUAGAACGCUCGCAACCAAUUUCCUCUUGCUGUUGCUGAUCGCAGAAUUGUUGUGAAUGAUCCGGGAUAGUGCUGAGAUCACCUCCUUGCAGCCGUAACCGACAUAACCGUUAAGUUUAGUCGAUCGUCCAACAUCACUCCCAAGUGUUUGACUUCGCGUUUUGAGUCAAUAAUGCACUCACCGACCAUAUUUUUGCAUGCUGUACUGUCUUCCAGUUGGUGACAAUAACCAGCUUGGUCUUGUGGUGAACUAGUGAUAGCUUCUCACUCCGAUCACUAGAGGCGCUAUGUCGUCCGCAAAGUCUACGAUCUGAGAAGGUUCAAAAGCUUUAGUAAUUCGUCGUACAUGACAUUUCAGAGGGUCGGGCUCAAAAUAGAUCGCCGUGGAUCGCCCGCCGUAAUAGUCACACUCCUUUCCGAUGUCUGUUUCGUAGAUCAGUCUGCGAUUAUGAAAAUAACUUUUCAGAAUCUGUGUAACGAGUCCGCGAUUGCUGCCGGUUUCCUAUUUUCUGUUGCUUCUAUGCUGUUUCCAUAGCAUCCGCAACCGUUGUGAUGGCAUCUUCAGUGGAUUUGCCUUUCCGGAAUCCGAACUGCAUAUCUGACAGACUGCUCUCACUUUCCGUGUACUUUAUGGUACCUGUUUAGCACCACUCUCUCCAGCAAUUUGCCAAUACAAUAUCCAAUAGGCACAUCGGCCUAUACCCUAUACGUUGAUGGAUUGCCGGGAGGUUUAACUGGUAAUUUGAUAAUAUCGUAGAUAGAAUGUUCCACAUAGAAAGAAAUUCUGAAAACUACACUUAACGUAAAUAUUAGAACGUUUAAAUUAACAUUUGAUUUAAUUCGAUUUUACCCUCGAUAAUUUAUUGCACGCUAUGUUGUAAGCAAGCUCUAUACUGUAGACAACCUGUGAUUUCACAAUCCUAUGGUGAAUUGCGUCGAAAAUGAUGGAGGUCAUUUUGUUACAGCAAACUCGGUGUAACUGUUUUGGACUGUGCAGCAUGACCAAAGUGUAGAAUUAGCAUUAAGUUAAAAUACACAUAAAUGGCCUGGCCAGAUGAACUCAGCAUUUUCAUAUUUUUCUUCUUUCUUUUGCGCAGAACUUCUUUCAGUGUCUUCGUGCUCGUUUUUCCGUCGGACAUAGACUAAGAACACCUGACCAUAGCGUCGUACUGGAAGAUGGCCCUCGGAAAGGACUGACCUGCCAAAUCUACAAGUUUACCUGUUACAAAAGUCUGCGAAACGUGUUUAAGACUGAUAAGACAACUCUACAAUUUGAAAAGUCAUUUUGUCGAUCUUCGGACGGUACCUUCGAGGAAAUCGAUCUGAGUGAAUCGCUGAAAGACCCGCAAAGUAGCUCGAAAGGGGUAGCAAUCAAACCGUUCCAGUACAAAACCUACAUUAAGAUGGGAUCCUACCGGAGUGCUCACAGCAAGAAUGUCCACUACUUCACAAUCGAGUGGAUUGCAGGGGUCCUGCCAAAGUGCCGAUUCGGAGAGCUGCGAAUUACCUUCCAGUAUGGACACAAGGAAAACCACUUGCACGUGAGACCACCACCCACGCAAAAUCCUAUUUCCGGGGAUGGAAGGGACAUUUCGGCAUCGAAUGAGGUUCUCGGGGUAAACAAUAAUGCACAUAAAGCUUUAUAAUAGGGGAGUGGAAUGUGUAAAAUAUACAGCUCAGAGGGAAUUGACUAUUCCUAUAGACGAACACGA